Molecule: messenger RNA, 4497 nt
Organism: Jaculus jaculus (lesser Egyptian jerboa)
Lineage: Eukaryota; Metazoa; Chordata; Mammalia; Rodentia; Dipodidae
Gene: Hmgcr
Product: 3-hydroxy-3-methylglutaryl-CoA reductase
Exons: 20
Coding region: 132-2795 (887 amino acids)
Biological process (GO): isoprenoid biosynthetic process; sterol biosynthetic process; coenzyme A metabolic process
Cellular component (GO): endoplasmic reticulum membrane; peroxisomal membrane
Molecular function (GO): hydroxymethylglutaryl-CoA reductase (NADPH) activity; protein binding; NADP binding
Source: RefSeq, a predicted model, not a curated record
CCGAGCGUGCGUAAGCGCACACAGUUCCUUCCGCUCGGCGCCUCCGUUGACUGGCGACAGGCACAGCGCCGGCGCCCGGGCUCGGUUGGCCUCUAAGAAGAUCCGGAGGAGCCACGGAAUCUGUCGCUAUAAUGUUGUCAAGACUUUUCCGAAUGCAUGGCCUCUUUGUGGCCUCCCAUCCCUGGGAAGUCAUAGUGGGGACAGUGACACUGACCAUCUGUAUGAUGUCCAUGAACAUGUUCACUGGUAACGACAAGAUCUGUGGCUGGAAUUAUGAGUGUCCAAAAUUUGAAGAGGAUGUUUUGAGCAGUGACAUUAUAAUUCUAACAAUAACACGAUGCAUAGCGAUCCUGUAUAUUUAUUUCCAGUUCCAGAAUUUACGUCAACUUGGAUCAAAAUAUAUUUUGGGUAUUGCUGGCCUGUUCACGAUUUUCUCAAGUUUUGUGUUCAGUACAGUUGUCAUUCACUUCUUAGAUAAAGAAUUGACAGGCUUGAAUGAAGCUUUGCCGUUUUUCCUACUUUUGAUUGACCUUUCCAGAGCGAGUGCAUUAGCAAAGUUUGCCCUGAGUUCUAAUUCACAGGAUGAAGUAAGGGAAAAUAUUGCUCGUGGAAUGGCAAUUUUAGGUCCCACGUUUACCCUUGAUGCUCUUGUUGAAUGUCUUGUAAUUGGAGUUGGCACCAUGUCAGGUGUGCGUCAACUUGAAAUUAUGUGCUGCUUUGGCUGUAUGUCAGUUCUUGCCAACUACUUCGUGUUCAUGACUUUUUUCCCAGCUUGUGUGUCCUUGGUAUUAGAGCUUUCUCGGGAAAGCCGGGAGGGCCGUCCGAUUUGGCAACUCAGUCAUUUUGCCCGAGUUUUAGAAGAAGAAGAAAAUAAACCAAAUCCUGUAACCCAGAGGGUCAAGAUGAUUAUGUCUUUAGGAUUGGUUCUUGUGCAUGCUCAUAGUCGCUGGAUAGCUGAUCCUUCUCCUCAAAAUAGUACAACAGAGCACUCUACAGUUUCUUUGGGUCUGGAUGAGGCUGUGUCUAAGAGAAUUGAACCAAGUGUUUCCCUUUGGCAGUUUUAUCUCUCGAAGAUGGUCAGCAUGGAUAUUGAACAAGUUAUUACCUUGAGUUUAGCUCUUCUUCUGGCUGUCAAAUACAUUUUCUUUGAACAAGCAGAGACAGAAUCUACACUCUCAUUAAAAAACCCUAUCACAUCUCCAGUGAUGAACCAAAAGAAAGCUCAGGACAACUGUUGUAGACGUGAGCCUUUGCUGGUCAGAAGUAACCAGAAACUCCCAUCAAUGGAGGAUGAGACAGGGAUAAACCAAGACCGGAAAGGUGAAGUUAUAAAACCAUUAGUGGCAGAAACUGAAACCUCAAACAGAGCUACAUUUGUGCUUGGUGGCUCAUCGUUACCCAAUAUAUCAGUACUGGAAUCACAGGAGCCUGAACUUGACAUUCCCACUGAGCCUCGGCCCAAUGAAGAAUGUCUACAGAUACUUGGGAAUGCUGAGAAAGGUGCAAAGUUCCUUAGUGAUGCAGAGAUCAUCCAGUUGGUUAAUGCCAAGCAUAUCCCAGCUUACAAAUUGGAAACUCUGAUGGAAACACAUGAACGUGGUGUGUCUAUUCGCCGGCAGUUACUUUCCAAAAAACUUCCAGAGCCUUCUUCUUUGCAGUACCUACCUUACAGAGAUUAUAAUUACUCAUUGGUAAUGGGAGCUUGCUGUGAGAAUGUUAUUGGAUAUAUGCCCAUCCCUGUUGGAGUGGCAGGACCUUUGUGCUUGGAUGGAAAAGAAUAUCAGGUUCCAAUGGCAACCACAGAAGGUUGUCUUGUGGCCAGCACUAAUAGAGGCUGCAGAGCAAUAGGUCUUGGUGGAGGUGCCAGUAGCCGAGUUCUGGCUGAUGGGAUGACUCGUGGCCCAGUUGUGCGUCUUCCCCGCGCUUGUGACUCUGCAGAAGUGAAAGCCUGGCUGGAAACACCGGAAGGGUUCGCAAUGAUAAAGGAGGCCUUUGAUAGCACCAGCAGAUUUGCACGCCUGCAGAAACUUCAUGUAACUAUGGCUGGACGCAACCUUUAUAUCCGGUUCCAGUCCAUGACAGGGGAUGCCAUGGGAAUGAACAUGAUUUCAAAGGGAACAGAGAAAGCACUUUCAAAACUUCAAGAAUAUUUCCCUGAGAUGCAGAUUCUAGCAGUUAGUGGUAAUUACUGUACUGACAAGAAACCUGCUGCCAUCAAUUGGAUCGAAGGAAGAGGAAAGACUGUUGUUUGUGAAGCUAUCAUUCCAGCCAAGGUUGUUAGAGAGGUAUUGAAGACCACUACGGAAGCUCUGGUUGACGUAAACAUUAACAAGAAUCUGGUGGGCUCUGCCAUGGCUGGAAGCAUAGGAGGUUACAAUGCUCAUGCAGCAAACAUUGUCACAGCUAUCUACAUUGCGUGUGGACAGGAUGCAGCACAGAAUGUGGGUAGCUCCAACUGUAUUACUUUAAUGGAAACAAGUGGUCCCACUAAUGAAGACUUGUACAUCAGCUGCACCAUGCCAUCUAUAGAAAUAGGAACUGUUGGGGGUGGGACCAACCUUCUACCUCAGCAAGCCUGUCUGCAGAUGCUAGGUGUUCAAGGAGCAUGCAAAGACAAUCCUGGGGAAAAUGCCCGACAGCUUGCCCGAAUUGUGUGUGGUACAGUAAUGGCUGGGGAGUUGUCACUGAUGGCAGCAUUGGCAGCAGGACAUCUUGUCCAGAGUCACAUGAUUCACAACAGAUCAAAGAUAAAUUUACAAGACCUCCAAGGAACUUGCACCAAGAAAGCAGCUUGACAGCCUGACAUUCUGAACUGAACCUCGGGGCAUUGCAUUCUCAAGGACUAACAUGAAAUCUGUGAAUUAAAGCUCUCAAUGUAAUGUCUUGCAGAGGAUGAGUAGAUGUGACCAGUGAGGUGACUGCUGGGUUUCUGGCUCUUUCUAGAGGACUGGGGUCCUUCCCAUAUAGACUUCUCAGAUCUGGAAACAGUUUAGUGUGUUCUUUGAAGAGAUCUCAUAUGGAUAUCAUGCUUUAAAGCACCACAGAUGGUAACCUACAGCUCAUUUCUGAAAGUCACUACAAGCUGGACAAAAGUGUUUGAUGAAAUGAUGAAGUUCGCAGUGAUCAGUGUGAGACCAACCUUCCCUCACCCUGGAUGGGUUAAAAAUAGUUUUAAAUUAUAUUGUGGCAGAGAGAACAUCUGAUUUUAUAUUUAAUUUAUUUAGUCUGAAUUGUAGAACUUUGCAAUAUAAGAACUAAGUUUAUUUUUUGUAAACUAAUAAUUCAUUUGGUGCUGGUCAAUUUUGAUUUGGGUGGAUAACAGCAUUAUUCUUUAGGAGGGGGACCUGCUUCAAGGGAAGAAUUACUUUUAUUCUCAAACUACAGAAUAAUGUGCUAAGCAGUGCUGACAAGUUCUUGAUCAAGAAAACAAAUCACUGCAUUUAUGUGUCUCUGUAGGCUGUGUGCUCAGCUAGUUCCUUGUCUGAGUGGUCCUGUGGGGUAGCAUGUUUCAGUACUGGGUUUUGAACAGUGGGAUUAUGCUUUUGAUAAAGAUACCAGAGCUCUUAAUGUUACUUAGACAAGGGUGACUGUCAAGUCCAAGCCAGUCUGUGACCUCUCAGAGAACUUAGAGUGUGGUAACAGUUUUGAUAGAAAACUACCAUUUCUCUAAGACAACUUCAAUUUCAUUUUAACUUAUUUAGCCGAAGAGUCUUGAUGUUUUUGUAAACAGCUAUGGAAUCUGUAUAUGUUGUAAUGAAACGUCUCAUACUAGUUUGUUGAAAGUGUUUAAGAAAUAAAGAAAAUUCAACUUGUACACUGAUAAAAGUACUCCAGCUUGAGCCAGAGAAGGCGGCAAUUUUUAAUGUCCAGGAAACGCUGGCUUGUUUGUCUAUCCUAGUGAAGGUAAAGUCAGCUAGCAGAGCUAAUGAUGGAGCCACGUGAAUGGCCCUGGAGCUGUGUGCCUUGUUCCUGUGGUCAGGAGGUUGGUGACUGAAUUGUUCACACAGGACUCUUUGAUGGACUUAUAAAAGCUCUUGAGCUUCCUCAGGGGGUCAGCAGAGUUGUUGAAUCUUAACUUUUUUUAAAUGUACAAGUUUUGUAUAAUAAAAAAGAGCUCCUUAUUUUGUAUUCCAUCUAAUGCUUCAAGGGUUGGUCCUGGAAAGCUGAUUUCUCCUAGAGAAGAUGGACUCUGGAAAACAUUCCAAGAAUGCCGUGGCAGCAUGGAGAGCCUCUUAAGAGAUUGUGUCUGCAGUAUUAUUGUGGAAGAUUGACCUUUUUGUUGAAUGUAAAGUUUAAAUUGCUCCUGUUGUGACUUUUCAGCCAGUAAUGUUUUAUUUACCUGAGCUUUUCAUGGAGGUGGCACUGAAAAGUAUAUUGUUUGUUCUGGUGACUGUAACAAACAUCUUGCUAAAUUAAUGUUUUGUACAAUUACUAAAUUGUAUACAUUUUGUUAUAGAGUACUUUUCCAGCUCCAGUAAAUUAUGAAAAGGAAGUUAA